AUGAGCAGGAGGUGAGCAGGACCGGGCAGGGGGCGUUUAGAGUAUGGGGGGAGAGGAGGGUAUCAGAUUUAGGGUAUGGGGAGGGAGGAGAGGUAUCAGAUUUAGGGUAUAGGGGAAGGUAGAGGUAUCAGAUUUAGGGGUAUAGGGGAAGGUAGGAGUAUCAGAUUUAGGGGGUAUGGGGAAGGUAGGGUAUCAGAUUUGAGGUAUGGGGAAGGUAGGGUAUCAGAUUUAGGGGUAUGGGGGAGAGGUAGGGUAUCAGAAUUUAGGGAGGAGGGAGGAGGAGGUAUGGAAUUUAGGAAUUGUUAUCAGAUUUAGGGGGUAUGGGGAGAGGAGGUAUCAGAUUUAGGGGUAUAUAGGGGGAGAGGAGAAUUAUCAGAUUUAGGGGUAUAGGGGAAGGAGGAGUAUAGAUUUAGGGGUAUAGAGGGGAGAGGAGGGUAUCAGAUUUAGGGGUAUGGAGGAGGGAGAGAGAAUUAUCAGAUUUAGAGGUAUAGGGGAAGGGAGAGGAGAAUUAUCAGAUUUAGGGGUAUGGGGGGGAGGGGAGAGGAGGGGUAUCAGAUUUAGGGGUAUGGGGGGAGGGACGCGUCGGGGGCUAGGGAACAUAGCGGGAGGGGGACAUGUCGGUUGUCUGCCCUCUGUCUGAGAGAAUCACAAGGGGUAAAGUUGUAACUUAGGCACUGGACAUUUCAUUUUAUCUGCCUCCUGACCCUCAAGAGAGAAUACAAUAGGGGGACUGUAGUGGUUUGGGGUGCCCCCAUGCCAAAAAUUAGACUCCUUUCAUACUUCUAGCAGGUUGUUUACAAUUUUGCACGUCAAAGAGAAUGUAGAGGAACACUCCAAGCACCAUAACCACCACAGUGCGCUGUAUGAGUUACUUGGCACCCUCUGAAUGUGGUAGGUAGUCAAGUAGUUUAAUAGUCAUUAUACCACUCAACAAAAAGAGGAGUGCAAAGACCAGAAACAUUCUUUAGAACAGGGGGUGCCCAAAAGGUAGAUCCACAGAUGUUGUAGAACUGCAACUUCCAUGAUGCUUUGCAUGCUCUAUAAAGACAAAGCAUCAUGGAAACAUCUGGGGAUAUACCUUUUGGGCAACCCUGCUGUAGAACAUGGCAUGAGAGUGUAAAUAGUAGAACAAUGUUAUAUUCAAUACAUGGCACAAACAAAAUAGGAGAACUUAAACUUACAAAGACAGGUGAGCUAAUGUACAUAUAAAUGAAAAACUCCUAUAAAAAGUGAAGUGAAAAAUUGGGUAUCUUACCCUUUAAAAGCCGUGAUACAUAGGCAGGAUAGCAGCACAUGCAAAAAUAAAAUAAACAAAAUAUAAUAAUAUGUUUGACUGAAGACUUGGCAGGUGAAGAUAUGUCAAAAAAUAUUUUCUUAUGGUCUAGGGGAGGCUUUAUAGUCCAUAAUAAGAAGGGGGUCUGAAAACACCCCAAAAAUAUUUUGUGUGUUUACCGAAUUAGAAGAAGUAACAAUUUGAAUACAUUUCAAAUGUGAUUAUAUUUAUUUAUUUUGCCCGGUUAGUAACCAUCCCAGAGUUAUUUACUAAACCACAGAUAGUCCAGUAUUCACCUUGCAAUUGCAAGUUUUAGGGAAAAUUCUCAAAAUCAGCUGUUUUAAACUUCAAUAUUUUACGUAAAAUUCCCUGCUGAAUUCAGUUUUUCGCCGACAUUGACACCUAUUCAGGUUUCCAAAUCCUCACAGUAACUGUUCCAAAUUACAUAACUUUUAACAUAUUGACCGCUUAUUAAAAGCAAAUAUUUGUGUACAGAAUAAUGCAUUCUAACCAAAUCACAAAUUUAUAGCAAGUUGUUACUUUUUACCAGAAGCCAAAUAAAAAAAAAAAAAAAAUCUAUGUAGCAAUUGCUACAGGCAUCAAAACUAAACCACUGUACCGCAUCCAAUAUAAUCUUUUGUGUAAGAAUAUUAUCUUUUUAAUCAGACUAUAGCACAUUGCUUUCCUAAUGCUAUCACUGCUGACUGGUUUUAUCUUACACUAGUCUAGUGUUAUUUCUGAGUGUAUACUCAUUCAUUAUCAUCAUUAUAUGAUCAUUAUACUUUAAGAAGGUGUAUGCACCUAACUCGAUCAGCCUGAAUAAAAGACAUUUCCAUUUAGUAUUUGAAGCAAAUUCAAUCUUCAGUUGGAUUCGGUUACUGGAGAGAAGUAUUUUGCCAAGUUAAAUACCUCCUCUCCAGUGUCUGUUUAGAAUCAGAAUCUGGCAAAACAGCAGGUGAUGAGUUUUUUUUUUUUUUUUGGCUCUUUAAUAUAUGUUUUAUGUUUUAACGUGUUGAUUUGUAUACUUAAUUAGCAUCUCAGUACAUCUGAUAAAACAUUCUUGAAAAUACAGUCCGUGUUCGAGAUCUGUUCUAAAUAUUACGUUGUCAUAAUUUCAGCUGUUAACCUACAAUCUGGACAGAAAUGAGCAAUCGUUUUGGAUCACAACUCCUAUUGUACUAAAGCAGAUUAUGUUGCACGAGUUUUGCAAAAAUCCGAAUACAUGACAGAAAAUCAAGUGAAUUGUAGUUCAGUUUUUGAGGUGCAAUAGUUGGCCCUUAGGGUACCAGUACUCCCUUUACACUAUGUGUUGAGCUGACACUACGAAUCGAUUACUAGGGUGUAUACAUAGGGGUUCUACUCUGUCCCAGCUUGCGGUUUGGCUAUCUGAUGGUAAAUGCUCAGUGAUCUUGUCAUGGAAUGCUGAAUAGUAUGACAUGGUUAGCUUAGUUCUUCUCUAAUGGAACAAAUGUGAUGCAAGUUCACAUGACAUGCAGAUAUCAUUAGUGGAAAAUAUCAUUUUCUGCACUCCUAAAUUCUAAUUUAAAACAAAAUCGUAGUUCAGCUGUUCGAUUUCUACAAUUUCUUCAAGAAAUCCUUUGAUCGAUUUGUGUGGUAUUUGGGAUGAGCUUGGCAAUGCUAUAGUAUGUUAAUUUGAUUGGCUGAAUUACUUCUUGAUUUAGUGAGAACACAUUGCAGGACCUGGAAAGAAGUUCACUUUACACCAGAAGCAUGUGCUUCAAGAAUUGUGUAAUUAGCCUAUUGAGCCUGAUACUGACGAUUAUGAGUAUAUUACGUUUUGUUUUUUAAUAGCACUAUAACAGUCAUACAUCCCCAAGAGGAGGAGGUAGUGCUAGAGGGAAACUCACAGGAUGCAUUUGUGAGAAUAGACAUACCUUAUGCCAGUCUACCUUUCCAGCUUGCAAGCCCCACAGCUCUCACUCCUCUCUCUAACUAAUCACAAACUCUGAAUCCUCUCUCCCCAGGAUUUACUUGUCCCCACUCCCCAUCCUUCUUACUAGCAGGCAGCCUGGGACAGAGAAAGAGGUAGUGCGAGUGUUGCAGGAAGGGGACAUGCCACACAGUCUCUUCAGAAAAGGAGGAUGUUAAGCAGUUAGAGAAUCAGAAAGCUUUUUUUUUCUUUUUUUACUCUUUUAUAGCCAGCUAGUCUACACAAUUUUGUUCCUGUACUCCGAUCUUAAUUAUAAAGAGCAAGAGGCUACGUCUGGCAGUUUCUUUUCCACAAUAAUAAUGUGGUUCUGUCAUGAAGUGAUCAUGGUGUCUGCAUUGGAAUUUAUGGAGUUUUUCAACUGCAUCAAAACUCAAACUUUUUUUUUUUUUUUCUUCAAACGCAAAAGUUAUAAUAGGAAAUCAGUGAACACUUAGUCAUAUGGUAAUGUCGAGCUCUCAUUAACACAAGGCAACUCCCCCACCAUAAGUUAUUAAUAAGAUCCAAGGGCCUUGGGGAUUAUACUGUUGCAUUGUACUGUUGUGAAUGUGUGAAAGUACUUGAAUCAUGGAUGUUCUUGGUAAAUGAAGCGCCAUGUGCUAAAUAAGGUCCUCAAAUGGUAUUACCGGCAAUGGACAGCUACAGGUCGAUAGCUCCCGCACCCCAUCCAGUGCACGCAAUGCAGGCAUGCCAAAAUAUGCCAAGAUAUGUAAUAGGCAAAGACUCUUCCUGUUUAGUGGCAUAUCUGUAUUCAUAGAUUGAGAAAGAAUUGUGUAUAACAGAAUUUUUGAAUGCGGUAAACUAUUGAGACAGACAUCUUGACACGUUAGUAGAAAUUUUAGGUAUGCUAAGUGCAGGAGCAUGAUUCAUGGCCUAGCCUAGAUUAUGUAUAGUUUUUUUGCUUUGUUACUAAAUCAGGAAAAAAGUUUCCAAUUCUACUAUUCAGUUCCUUUUUUUUUAGUGCAGAUGCACUGUAGUAUACAUGGCUAUAUUUUUUUUAACUGACUUUUUUUUUUUUUUCUUACUUUCUGCGCUUUCUAAUCUAAGUGUCUUAUGUGUUUGAGGGGUGGAACGCUUUGUCAGAAAUGGGAGACGUGCGACAAUAUCUUGACAUAAAAUAUAUACCAAAUUGUGCAAGGUGCUACUUUCACGAAGGGCGUCUUGCCAGCACUACAUUGGAGAAAUCAGAAGCAAGUGGACUACAGACCUUAAAUAGUCCCUGUUUGAAAGAGCACAAUAUCCCUUUUCAAUUAAUGCUGGUUUGAGUGUGUCACUUCAAAUAAAAUAAGUUAAAAUAUGUACAAUAUAUUUUGGGGGGUAUCACCAUUAAUAGACCCCCAGACAUUUGCAAACCUUACACAUGGAUACCUCUAAGAGCCAUUAUUUAAAGAGGAUAAUGCUAUGAAUCUAUAAUCUGUGUCAUUGCUUUUAACUGUUUAUUUAUUUUAACUGUAAAUCCAAGUUCACUCUCUUGUAAUUUGAGUGACUGAAAAAAUUCCCUUCCUGUCUUACUUUCUCCAGAUCAGGUUCCCAUCUUAAUACUCACCUUACCUGCUUCUUGUUUCAUAGUGUUACCUUAAUCGGCAUCUUGCUUAGAUAGAGAGAUAUAUAUAUAUGUUAUUGUUCAUAUUGCAUUCUUGUGUUUAAAAAGCUGUGUUUUAAACUGUUCUCCGUUGACAGGAGUAAAAUGUAGGAUAAUAUCUGAUACAUGCUUCCUGCUUGUGCACAUUUACAUAUCAAGCUGAGAAUUCUGAUAAAACUGUCCCAAACUGGAUUUCAUGGAAUUAUUGUGCUCAUGGUAAACUUUUCACCAAGCCCAGUAUAAAGGAGGUACCAUAGCAACUACAGCUCAAAGUAGUAGUUAUGACAUCAUGAGUGCCCUGGUGCCUCCCUAUUGUACGGUUCGACUUAUGGGUUCCUUCAGGCACAGCUCCCCAUCUUCACACUAUCUAUUGUCUAUUGACAGUGUGUCUUAUGAUAUAUAGGUGACACUCAACAGUUAAACUUUAAUUUCAUAUAUUUAGAUAUUUGUUCCCCCUUUUGCUCAUAGUUCUACUGUUACCCAUUGUCUAGGCUUUUCUGCCUUUAACUUAAAGGGACACCAUAGUCACCAAAACAACUUUAGCUUAUUAAAGCAGUUUUGGUGUAUUAAUCAUUUUCCUGCAGUGUCACUGCUCAAUUCUCUGCCAUUUAGGAGUUAAAUCAAUUUGUUUAUGCACCUUAGUCACACCUCUCUGCAUGUGACUUGCACAGCCUUCCAAAACACUUCCUGUAAAGCGUCAGUUAAUGUUUAUACUUCCCUCUUUGCAAAUUCUAUUUAAUUUAAAAUGUAUUAUCCCCUGCACUGUUGAUAGCUUGCUAGACCCCACAGAAGCUGCUCCUGUGUAUGAUUUAAUCUAAUUGAAAGUAAAACCAUUUUUUUUUUUUUUCCAUGCUUGGUGUGGCUAGGGCUGCAUGGACAGAGACAAAUGGGAUUUAACUCCUAAAUUGCAGUGAGACUGCAGGAUCAUGAUCUAUACAUUAAAACUGCUUUGUUAAGCUAAAGUUGUUUUGGUGACUAUAGUGUCCCUUUAAAGCAAAUGCAAGCCAUGAGCAUGUUUAAAUCAUGUUCGGUUUGGAAUUGAGGAAAAUAAGGGUGUGCUUUAAUUUAAUACUUGUCUUUUAUUGUUGGGGGAAAAAAGCCCUGCACAUUCUCUCUCUCGUGCUAGAUUAGAUCUCAGCACCCAGAACAUGAAAUCAACCAUGAAGACCACUCCAAACACUGGAACCACUACAACCUGCUUAUAUGAUCUUUUCCCAUGCAGGCAGAGCGCCUGCAAAGGGAAGACAGUGUUCCCGUGCCCCCGCCCGAAAUUCCCUGCCCUCCAUUUUAUCCUCCCCACGCCAACUCAGAUUGCGCAUAUGUGCUCUAAACGGUAAAAACGGUCCAAUCACAGGCUUCUCUGAUGUCAGAAGGGGUUGUGGAAGUGAGCAACGGGAGCUUCGCUCGCCUUUUGAUUCCAGACAAGUAAAGUUUUUUUAAUUUAUUUUUGCAUCUUUCACGACAUGCCACUUUAAGCCCAGCAUUGGGCUAGUUCUCAAGCGGUGAUGAGCAGUAUGGCUGUAUAGUGUGACAUCCCCAGAUUUGCUUUCAUCACAGCAAGGUAAGUCAGUGGUGUAUCCUGGUUUUGUGCUGCCCUAGGCAGGACAAAACUCAGGUGCCUUCCCCCCGCCUUCUAAAUACACACACACACAUUCACUAACAGAUACGCAGACACGCAUACACACACACACACUCACUAACAGACACAUACACACAGUCAGACACAAACUGACACACACACACACUAACAGACACAGACAGACACACACACACUAAAUGCCGCCCAAGGCAAAUGCCUUGUUUGCCUCGCGGCUAAAACGCCCCUGAGGUAAGUGUCAUAACAUAUGCAAAUGGUAUGACGGUUUACUGGUGGAUGACACCCAGGGAUUCUUUGCGCCAUAACCACUACAACACGCUAUCGUUGGUUUUACCAACUGUAUGUGCUAGAACACAAAGCUAAAUUUUAAAAAAUCUUUUCUUUUUUUUUUUUAAAUCAUAUUCUUUGGUAAAUUGCAUAUUACACUUUUUAUUAUUGGUUAAAUGAAUCUGUGCUAUAUUUAAACUUGCAUUGCUGUAGCAUUUACAAAGAUACUUACAAACAUAUCUUGAAGUAACGCUAGCACACUUGUCUACAUGACGAAUGCUUGUUUUCUGCUAUGAAAUCCCGUGUCCAUGAGAACAGAUAUCACAAUCAUAUGUGAAGCACUUGAUCACAUUAUCUGAAAUAUUUCCAUUAACAUAUCUUCAUUAUCUGUAACAAGUGUGUGUCAGUGAUGAUAAACCUGCAGCUCGGUGCUAUUGCCAGCAUUUUGAGGGUGUAAAAAUAAUUCAUACUAUAGGUCUGUCUGUUUCAUCUAUUUAAAAUGUUAAAUUUGUAUAUAAAUCGAUUGUGGCCUCAGGUUCUCAUCUGGAUUAGCCAACAUUGGUUGGAUGUUGUUAUAUUGGCUGAUUGGAGUCUAUUUCUAUGUUAGCGUCGUUGUGCUGAUAGGUUUCACAAGUUACCAAGCCUAUUUUUCUGGCUUGCAUCCUAGCUGUAGAGAGUACAGAUAAGUCUUUAUACAUUUGAUUGUAUUCCUGUUAUCCUAUGGAUUGCACGGCACAUACUGUAUUCUAAAAGCUCAUUCUAUAUUUGUAAAAGUGAAAAACACCUAUUCGAUGUUGUGGAAGUAUGCCUCGUGUUUAUUUUCAGAAAACUACUUCAAUAAACUAGGGUUUCUACUGACACAUUCCACAUAUAUAUGUGAUAUUGAUCUGGUACGUGACUGCCAUUAUUCUGUAAGAGGAACGUGUUAAUGAAAUGUAGUCAUUCUACAAUUAGCUGGAUUUAGCUGGUAAUUGACAUAGGAAGUUAACAUUGACCAAAUACAAAACUAAAAAAAAUCUAACUCUGCUACAUUUCCACCAUGGCUAUAUAUUCCCUGAUCAUUUCUUGGUAAAUGUUUUAUUGUAUUUUUUUAGUUGUCAGACCUGACAGAAUGGAAUCUGAUUUACAGUAGACUUUGUAGACCCUUUUGUUUUAGAGAUUGUAACAGUGUAUCUGACUAGGGAAGAUGCUAUUUCAUAUACUGUGGUUAUAGCUCAGGUUGCAACAGACUCCACUUACUUUUGUUCACAACACUUUAUGCAGUUGCGUGGUACAUGAAAAGUGCUGCUGCUUAGUAUGUAGUAUUUGUAUGCUGCAAUAAGAAAAAUCUUUGUUUAAAAUAAAAGGGUUUCUCCCUAACCUUCAGGGUUUAGUUUGAUCGCUGCAAUAGUACAGCUGUAAAUGAUGCACAUGAACGAUUCCUAUGCAUUGUAGGUUUUUUUUUUUUUUUUGGUCUACCAUAGAAGUCUCAACUACAUCUGUCUAGGGGUUAAGUACUGCACUGUAAUAGAAAGUUAGAGGCUCUGUUUUAACUGUAUCCAAAAUGAAGAUAAAAUCUUUGUGAAAUACUCACCCUGACUGUUUUGGAAUUUUACUGAAAUUCCAACCCACUCAAAAGAUAUACUGAUUACUUUGUCUCAGUAUUUUUCCUAUGCUCGACAAACCGGGCAGUUACCUUUUGUCAAGAUUGUCAUUCCCCCAUCGUACCCCAGCAGCGAUUUGGAGGUGUUUGAAAAUUAUACACAGAGCCGCUUUAAAGGAAGAUGAAUAGUCACUAUCGAAGCUCUAAAGCAUGGGUCGUCAACCUGGUCCCUACCGCCCACUAGUGGGCGUUUCAGGAUUCCUGGUGGGCGGUAGGGAUUUGGACAGCUAAAUCCCCCGUUUGAGAGAGUGGGUGGCAGGCCCGGACUGGCCCAGCUGGGGCUGGGCUGACCGCCUUAAUGAUCAUUCUGAUAAAUCCUCCCCUCGGACUGUGCCAGCCUGUCAGUCCGAGGGGAGGAAGGAGGGAGGAGCUGGGGGCUGGUGUGGCUGCCAGCAGCUGCAGGGAGACCUGUCAGUCUCCCUGCACAGUCUGAAAUCAUUAUAGCCGCAUACUCCGCCUCCCGCUCAAAGCUCCGCCCCCAUGCACGUUACUGGGAAGCUGCCCACCGGACCAAGAGGACACGAAAGGUAUUUACUUUUUUACAGCCCCCCUACCCACUAUAUUGCCCCCUAACCCACUAUAGAGCCCCCCUAGCCACCUCACAGCCCCCCUAGCCACUAUUCAGCCCCCUACCCACCUCACAGCCCCCUACCCACCUCACAGACCCCCUACCCACUAUACAGCCCCCUUACCCACCUCACUGCCCCCCUACCCACUAUACUGCCCCCUACCCACCUCACAGCCCCCCUGCCCCCUACCCACUAUACCCCCCCUACCCACUAUAGAGCCCCCCACCUGCCCCCACUGCCCACCUAUGAGCCCCCUACCCACCUCACAGCCCACCACCUACUAUGGGGCCCCCUACCCACCUCAGACCCCCCUACCCACUAUACUGCCCACUACCCACCUCACAGCCUCCCUACCCACUAUACCCCCCUACCCACCUCAGCCCCCCUUCCCACUAUACUGCCCCACUAUACAGCCCCCCUAGCCACCUCCACAGCCCCCUAGCCACUAUUCAGCCCCAUACCCACCUCACAGCCCCCCUACCCAUCUCACAGCCCCCCUACACCUAUAGAGCCCCCCUACCCACUAUAUUGCAGCCCUACCCACCUCACAGCCCCCCUGCCCCCUACCCACUAUACUGCCCCCUACCCACUAUAGAGCCCCCCUACCCACCUCACUGCCCCAUCCCACUAUAGAGCCCCCCUAGCCACUAUAGAGCCCCCCUACCCACCUCACAGCCCCCCACCCAUUAUAGAGCCCCCCUACCAACCUCACAGACCCCCUACCCACUAUACAUCAGCCUUACUUUUGUUCAUUGGAAUGUAAAAGAAAAGCAUAAAAAAGGAGAUAAAAAGGAAAAGAUAAAAAAAAAAAAGGAAGGAAGAAAAAUAGAAAAAAAGGGGAUAAAAUAAAGGAGGAGAGUACUUGUAAAAAAAGGAGAACGAAGGAGCAGAGUACUUGUAGCAUUGGAGAAAGAAGGAACAGAGUACUUGUAGCAUUGGAGAAAGAAAGAGCAGAGUACUUGUAAAAAAGGAGAAAGAAGAAAAAGAAAAAGGAGAAAAUUGUUGUUGGCUAAUAUAAUAAUAAUAAUAAUAAUAAUAAUAAGUGGGCUACCUAGCUCAGCCUUCCUGCUGGGCAUUGCUAUAACGAAGGUUAAAAAUUAGGGAAAAGGGGGAAAAAAAAGGUGGAGAGUAAAAGGUAAUUUAAAUUUACUUUAUUUUCUCAUUAUAUUUUAUAAAGUUAACAUUAUAAACAUGCAUAAAGUAGAAAUAAAAAGAUAAAUGUAUGUACAUUUUUUUUUUAUUUUUUUUUUUAAAACACCCUCCUUUCUAAAAAAUAUUCUGCACUUGCGCGAAAACUGGUGGGCGGUAAGGAAAUUUUUCCAUCAAGAAAGAUGCAUUAGUGGGCGGUAGGUAGAAAAAGGUUGACUACCCCUGCUCUAAAGCCUAGAAUUUUACUGUAAAUGCGGACACUUCUUUUUGUACAAAAAAAUAUAUAAAUUAAUAUUUUUUUUAAAUUAUUGUCAUUUAGCGCCACACAGGUCUGCAGUGCUUUUUAUUUUCUUUGCUUAUUUGUUUGUUGCAAAAUGUCCAGGUUCCCUCAAAAAAAUGACCGGGAUAUGCGAGCCCUUCAAAAUUAGACAUACGGUAUAUAAGCAUUAAACUCAACCACGUGAAUUCUGUUUUUAACCAUUUUUACUUUCUUCUACUUUAGGAAAUCAUUGCUGUUUUUAAACCAAAAAACGAGGAACCUUACGGACAGCUUAACCCGAAAUGGACAAAGUGGCUCCAGAAGCUGUGCUGCCCGUGCUGUUUUGGAAGGGACUGUCUAGUUUUAAACCAGGGAUAUCUAUCAGAAGCCGGGGCAAGUCUGGUGGACCAAAAACUAGAGCUUAACAUUGUUCCAAGAACUAAGGUAAAAUACUACCAAUUUGUUGUUUUUAUAUUCUAAAAUAUUGUGGUGAGUUAAUCGGCUUACAACGUUUGACAAUGUUGCAUAUUUUGGAAAAUAAUUUUAUGACUGUUUUGCCUCAAUCAUAGACUUCCAAUUAGCCUUAUCUGUAUUUACUUAAAGGAACACUAUAGUCACCUAAAUUACUUUAGCUAAAUAAAGCAGUUUUAGUGUAUAGCUCAUUCCCCAGCAAUUUCACUGCUCAAUUCACUGUCAUUUAGGAGUUAAAUCACUUUGUUUCUGUUUAUGCAGCCCUAGCCACACCUCCCCUGGCUAUGAUUGACAGAGCCUGCAUGAAAAACAAACUGGUUUCACUUUAAAACAGAUGUAAUUUAUGUAAUUUACCUUAAAUAAUUGUAUCUCAAACUCUAAAUUGAACUUUAAUCACAUACAGGGGGCUCUUGCAGGGCCUAGCAAGCUAUUAAUAUAGCAGGGGAUAAGAAAAUCUUAAUUAAACAGAACUUGCAAUAAAGAGGAAGUGUUUAUGGAAGGCUGUGCAAGUCACAUGCAGAGAGGUGUGACUAGGGUUCAUAAACAAAGGAAUUAAAUCCUAAAUGGCAGAGGAUUGAGCAGUGAGGCUGCAGGGGCAUGUUCUAUACACCAAAACUGCUUCAUUAAGCUAAAGUUGUUCAGGUGACUAUAGUGUCCCUUUAAUGCUAAAUAUUUGUGAAAUAAAACUAUCUCUAGGGCAGUGAAAAUUCAGUCUUGGCUAGAAAAAAUCACCCCUUGUAAAUGUAGCCUAAACCCUCCAGGCUUACAGUUACAGGUAAUCUUUAGACAUGGCUAGUAACAUAGUGCUUGACAUUUCAUGAGUCCUUGUGAAGGGAUAGAUCUAAUUGUGCACAGUUAAACAAAAUGGUUUUAGACUUUAUUUGUUAAAUCCUGGAAACAAUUAAGGAAUGUGACCUGUUGAUUCAAGUGGUCUACCCAUGCAAGUUUUAUUAAAACACUCUGCAUUGAAUUGCUCAAGGCAGUUGGAAAGUACAGUAUCACAUGACUUGCUGAACUCAUGGGCGCUUACUAAUGUAAGCUCGAGGCAGGUUGAUGAACAGUCAUAUGACCCAGACUUCAAGUGCUGUUAUAUGCUACUGAGAAGAUACAUUUAUUAUCCUUAAGGAGAGCCAUUAAAUCUUGGCAUUUAUAUGUUUAACAAAUGUGUUUGCAAGGUCUAGGAGAUAACAAUAAUGAAUGUAAUGAAAUCCAUAUUGCUUUAUUUUGUAAUUGAGUGUCUUAGUUCCCUGUCAAUGUUAUAAACUGUGCUGUUUCUCUCCCAAAGCCCUGUCUGCAUAUACUGAACUGGAUUGUGAGGCCAGUUGCUAAAUCCUUCAGAAACAUUUAAUAUGAAAUGAUACUCACCGUGUGCAUUAAAGGUUAAUGAAACACAUAGGCAAAACACAAAUGUUAAAUGUGGGUAUUUUUCUUCUUUUAGAUUAACUUGUUUACAUUUUAAUGUUUGGUAUCCUUCAUCGGCACCUGUUUCAUGUGGUCUUUCCAUAUCUAGACCACACAUAACUGACAAGAUGAGUACCAGACAUACACUAGUUCUUCAUCCUUUUGGGAAAUGCAUACAAAAUGUUGUAUAUUUAAUCAAUAUACUGCAGAUCAGAUGCUUAAACAGUUACUCCAGCCACUAUGACCACUUUGGUGAUUUGAAUGGUCAUGGUGGUAGGAGUGAGUAUGUAUUUGCAGUGAUUCAUCUUGAAAAUUGCACACCCGGAGAUAUUGUUAAUUCUAUGCUGGGGGAUAGUUGCACCCCGAGCACAUGUGACACAUAACUUUGUUCAGGUAGCCAAUGUCAGUUCUGUGUAUUUAUUAAAAAAAAAAAAAGUCAAAUGUGACGGAUGUGAAAAUCUGCAAAGGUAGGAUUUGUUUUCCCUCCCAGCCAUUUACCCACCCACUCUGCAUUCCCUCUUACCUCCCUUCAUUUAAACAACAUUGUUUUAAAAAAAAACAAAAACCUUUCUCAUUCCUACUACACCUCCCUCAUCGGCCCAUGCGCUCUGAGCCAGAGAUACGGUUCAAUGUGAGAUACCUAUGAUUGGACCAUGCGAAGCCCCUGUGAUGUUGGAUAGUUUGUUAAACAUCAGCUCUGGGAUCUCUUUCCUGAGCUGCAUUCCAGGCAAGUUAAGCUUUGUGGCAUAUUACACAGAAAAGAUCCACCACCUAAGAAGGGUUUGAGCAAUCCUUUAAUCAAGAAGGGAUGCCUCGUUAAGUGUUUUAAUAAAUUGAUUUCUCUUUUGCUGCUUAUGAAUUCUUCAUACAUGAGGGUAGGACUCUUCAAGUUAUAUGUGAAUCCUUUGUAAUUCUGCCAUCCUUUGACUUGUAAAAAGUUGGUACAAUUGCUUUCCUUUUAUGUGUGGUGGCGUUGUCACGGAUACAUUAAACUUUACCUGCUUAUUUAAACAAUGGUUUUGGGACACCCCUCUGUAUGUAACCGCGCAUGCUGUCAUAAAUGAAUAAAAUAUAUGCAUUUUACACUAUAUUUAGCACUAUUUUACGCCAUACAAAACCAUAAAAGGAAACUAUAUGGUAAGUUAUUAAUUAGUGGAUCAAUUAUACUACUGUCUUAAUAGCUGUCCUCUCAUUAUUGUUGGAAAUGUCUAGAUAAUUCUACUUGAGUGACAAGCUCACAGACUAUUCUGGAUAGGGAUCUGCUAGGCACACUGAUAAAUCAAGUUAUACAUUCUAUUCACUGUUUUGAUUGUGUAAUGCUGAGUAGCUUUGCCCAUUAACUGAUACAUGCUUAUUUAGCAACUGAGGAAUUUGCUCUGCAGAUAGUGAAUCAGUAAAUGUAUAAUGUCUGUCAAAUUGGUUAAUACUCCAAUUAAAACAUUACCUUAACACAUUUUGAAUAAUAGAGAAUUUUGUGUUUUGAACUGUAACAGAUCAAUCACUGUAAAUGCAAGUGUAGGUUCUUGAAUAGUGUGUAUGCAUAAUUCGGUAUGGCGUAAAUUCCAUAUUAAACACACAAGUAUAGAACUAGGUUCGCUCUGUCAUCUUGCAUACUGAUAUUAUUAAGGUAGGUCUGAAGAGGAAUUAAGGAAUUUAAUGAUUUUAUUCCCAGGUUUCUAAUAUUACCCGUGUUUGUGUGUUUGCAGGUUGUAUAUCUUUCCAGUGAAACGUUUAAUUACAGUGCCAUCGACAGAGUGAAAUCAAGAGGGAAGAGAUUGGCACUGGAAAAAGUACCAAAAGUUGGUCAAAGGUUUAACAGGAUUGGAUUGCCUCCCAAGGUAUGAGAGUCUUUAAAGUAAUACUGCGUGAAUACAAAUUCAGAGUAUGUUUUCUGCCAAAGCUGUUUAAGUAAUAACAAUUAAAGGACCACUACGGGCACCCAGACCACUUCAGCUUAAUGAAGUGGUCUGGGUGCCAGGUCUAUCUAGGAUUAAACCUUUCUGCUGUAAACAUAGCAGUUUCACAGAAACUGCUAUGUUUACCUAUGGGUUAAUCCAGCCUCUAGUGGUGGUCUCAUUGACAGCCGCUAGAGGCGCUUCCGCGCCUCUAGCUGUGAUUUUCACAGUGAGAAGACGCCAGCAUCCAUAGGAAAGCAUUGAGAAGUCCAUGACUGGGAAAGGAGGAGGCAUUUAGGCGAUGACUGGGAAAGGAGGAGAGUCCACAGCGCCGAGGGAGCCUGGUGCUGGAAGAAAGGUAAGGGAUUAACCCCUUCCUCACCCUAGAGCCUGGCGGGAGGGGGACCCUAAGGGUGGGGGGUGGAGGGGGGCCUAGAGACCCUAUGGUGCGAAUGUGAAUUCAAUUGUUUUCCUGAACAUUUUAUAUGCAUAUGCACUGAAAUUCUUGAGAGAAAUGUAAUUUAAGAUCUAUGAUUUGUUAUUCAAUUUUGAAGAUUAAACCUUUCAUACAUCUGUACUCCUGGCAUAAAGCUGCACACUACAGCUCUCCAGAGAGUAAUAUAUUUACACAUCCACUAGAUGUUUCCAAAAUGCAAAUCAGAUAAGUACAUAGGUUAAUCUUAUCUACAUAAUGGUUGGGAUUAUGAAUGUAAGUGUUUCAUUAGGAAAAGUGGUAUACUUUUGAUACAUUAGGUGUGUGGGUUUAUGUAGAAAAUGUAUCCCACUACAAAUGUGUACUAUGAAUCCGUUGUGUCAAAACAUUACUAUAAUGAUAUAAUAUUGAUAUAAUUUGUUGAUAACAAUUUUAAAUUUUGUCACAGGCUGUAUAAAAAUAUUUUUUAAACUGCUCUAUUCUGUCUGCCAUCUUGUAUAUGGUGUUGUAUGCACUGAAUUCUACUGAAGGGUUUAAAAAAAAAAAAAAAAGUAAAACUAAAUUCAAAGACUUCUCAUUAAACUGAAUUGGGAAGUCUGAUUGGACAGCCACAGAAAGUAUGAGCGAGUUAGAAGGGAGAAGCUUGCAAAGGCUGCAGACAAGAGAUCUGCAGCUUUUGGAAGCUGUUUUUAUACUCCAAUGACAAAAAAUGCAUAAUUCAAUGAAUGCAUGGUUACCUUGAGGGUAUAUCUGUUAAACAGUGAACAUUUCUAUUUUGGGUAGUGGAGUGUCCUUUUUAAUAUUAAAAUGUCAACAUUAAAAACCAUAAACAAACUUUGCAUAUUUACUCUUCUUUUUUUGUUUCAAAUUGUAGGUUGGCUCCUUUCAGUUGUUUGUUAAAGGUUACAAGGAUGCAGAUUAUUGGCUACGAAGGUUUGAAGCAGAGCCUCUUCCUGAAAACACUAAUCGACAACUUCAGUUACAAUUUGAAAGGCUGGUUGUUUUAGACUACAUCAUCCGAAACACUGGCACGUAUUCACAACCGCAACAACAUACAGAAUAAUUUAAGCUUUUACUAGUCAGAAGUUAUUAACCCAGGCAAUUUUAAUUUGUAUCAAAAUCUGCAUCUUCUGCUAGCCUGCCUUUAUUUAUUUUUUUAUUUUGAAAAAUAUAUUUUGAUAUUUAUUGAUAUGAUACAAUCUAAUUUUUGAUAUUUUAAUAUUUGGAAAAGAAAAUAAGUUUUUGCAAAAAUAUUAAAGAAUUUGCAAAGCUUAUCCAGAAAUAUUAAAUGAAAGCCAUUGGAUACGUGUGUGUAUCUGUGCAUCUCACUGACCAGAGCAAGAAGCAAAAUUUAAAGCGAAAACUAUUUACUGUAAAUAGUCAUUUUUGUAUUUAACUACGGAUUACAUUUUAUGACUUGUUUGUACUUGUGAUAUGCACAUUUGUAAAUAAGCAGCACAGUUAAUAAAAAUAAAAUAAAUUGAUCUGUGUAUACCUUUUUCACAAUCUACAACAAAUAUAAAUACUUAAUCUUAGUAGAAGUCUUCUUCAUACAUGUUUUGAAAAGUGGAAUCCACAGUACAGACACUCAAUACUUCACGUGCACACUUGCAAUUUUUCACUAAAAUGAGAUUUGCUGGGAAUUCAAAUUGAUUUUCAAAUUGUAGGCCAAAGUAUCCAAACUGGAGAAAUUCUCCAUGUCAAUUUUGUUAUCAAUCUGUCAAUUUUGGUCUAAAUUGUGAAGUACACUUUGAAUUCCCUGCAGUUUUCAUUUUAUUGAAUAACCCUUUGUGAAUUUUUUUAAUUUUUUUUAUUUCACCAUUAUCACAGGGGACCAUAUAAAGUCAUUGUUUUAAAAUAAAGUCCAUUUUAUAUAGCAGAGAAUAUGAAGACAAAAACAGAUUCUUUUAACAGUUUACCCAUUUUACACGACAAAACGUUUUCACUUUAUACUUCACUGCUAGGUAUGGAUUUGUCCAUAUGAGGAUAUAUGUGCUAAGUGCAGUUUUUGGCCCUGCUGGCUGUUAAAUAUACACAUUGUCCAUACAUAUGUGUAGUCUCUUUAACCUAUAUGCAGUUGACUUUUAACGUGACUUUUUUUUUUUCCCUAUCCCCAGACAGAGGCAAUGACAAUUGGCUUAUAAAGUAUGACUGUCCAAUGGACACUGGAAAUGCACGAGUGAGUAUAGAUAUACACAUGCUUUGGUAGAUAUAUUUUGAUUGAGAUAUACAAAUAUGAUAUGUACUGCAGUAGUGUUUUUAAAUUAUAGGAGUACCUUGAAACUAGGACAGUUUGGUCACUAGAUCUCUAUUCUUAUCACACUGCAUGGGACCGGACUGAUAUCGCUUAAGCAAAACAUUUCAGCCUCUAUUUUAAAUGUAGGCAUUGCCAGCAAAGGGUGAGACUGUCCAAAGAUUGUGUGUGUUCGUUAUAGACUGUGGGUUCCCUUGCAAAGUUGUACAAAAAAAUUAAAUCGGAAAUACAUAUAUGAGAGGACAUUAUUUUUAUUUAUUUAUUUUUUUAAAUCUUGCCUGAUUUAGGAGUCAGACCAAACUUGUUGAACAGAUAUCAGGUGCCAUAAUUCUACCAAUUAUUAAUCAGUACUACAUGAAUCUAACAAAGUACUGUUUCUCUUGUAUUACACAAAGUACACAUCGCAUAUAGCACUCGAAUGACACUCAAAAGAAAAGGAAACAGGACAGCCUAAAUACAUACUGUAUGUACACUGAUCAGACACUACAUUAAAACCACCUGCCUAAUAUAGUGUAGGCCCCUUCCUGCUGCCAAAACAGCUCUGAUGCUUCGAGGCAUGGACUCCACAAGACCUCUAAACGUGUCCUGUAGUACCUGGCACCAAGACUUUAGCAGCAGAUCCUUUAAGUCUUGCAAGUUGUGAGGUGGUGCCUUAAUGGAUCGGAUUUUUUGGUUCCAGCACAUCCCACAGAUGUGCUAUCGGACUGAGAUCUGGGGAAUUUGGAGGCCAUGGCAACACCUUGAACUCUUUGCUAUGUUCCACAAGCCAUUUCUGAACAUUUUGUGCAGUAGUUUUAAUGUUUUGGUUGAUUAGUGUAUAUGGCACGUAUAAAACAUUAUACCUACUACCAGAUCAUCCUAAAUCAAUGCACACAUACUGCAUAUUCCUGUGCAAGUCUCUGUGCUCUAAAUAAAUACAUUUUAAGUGCUGUUGCAUUAGCUGCCUGGUGGAAGGAAAUGCUUGGGACUAAGCCAGCAGCUGUACCGAGGCAGUGUGAAACGCCAGUAGCUAUCUGCUCUAACCAGCAACAGUAUUUGGACAUCUACACUGUGAUGCAUAGAUAAGAACCAUUCUUUGGGGAGACAAUGUCUAAUAUACAAAAGGUUUGAGCUCAGUAAUGCAUGUUAAAUUUUCUGUUUUGUUGUAUUGACUGGUAAUUGUUCAUCUAAAUUAACCUAUUAGUCUUGACAUGAUUUUGAGUUUGUUUUUGAUCUACUUGCUUUCCUCAGGACUCCGACUGGGUCUUGGUAAGGGAGCCUGUCAUCAAGAUCGCUGCUAUAGACAAUGGUCUUGCUUUCCCACUAAAGCACCCAGACUCAUGGAGAGCAUGUGAGUUUCUACUGUAAUCUGAAUAAUUCUAGCUUUUCAGUUGUAGCUUUCAUUGUAUAUCCACAGAGAGUUUGGCAUCAUGUAGACUUGGAAUGGUAACACGUUUUACCCAUAAAUUAACACUUUAGGAAAUUUGAAGACACUCGCCCUUUUCAAUGCCAGAGGAGUAUUUCACCUAAAGGGACAUUUUAGGCAGUGAUGUGGUUUUGGUGCAUAUUUGCUGUCCCUCUUUUCAGGCAAUGUAAAACAUUGCCAUGUCAGAGAAACAACAAUGUUUAAGUUUUUCCUCAUACCACCCGUGUAGUGGUUCCCCCUUUGACGGCAGCAAUAGUUUCUUCCUAAAGAAGACCUUUGAAAAUCAAAGGUAAUUUAAAUUUGGAAAUAUCGUGCUCAUGCUACUCAUAGAGUAUUACUGGAUUCAAUGUUGCUCUAUUAAAAGCAUCUGAUGGGUACAGUACAGCCAUUGCUGCUCGUCCUCCCUCUGUCCUCAGUGCUAUAGAUUUCCACAUUGCUGUUCAAUAUUUAUGAUGACUAAAAGAAAAACUACUGAUACAUUAGUUUGGUUAUUAUAUUGGCACUCACACGUCAUUAAUCUGUGAAUGGACUUGCAAAUUGCCAAAAAAGAUGCUCAGUUAUGUGUUUCGGUGUAUAUAUUUGCAAGUCUCUGCAACUCCCAGCUCUGUAAAUAGCUCAAAUAGUUUACCGGUAAUUAAAAGUAGCCCAUUCUGUAACCCAUGCCAUUACCAAGCUCACAGUUCUCUUGUGGAUGGAUAAAAAGAUGAUGUAGUUGUUGUAAAGUGGUGAUUGUUGGGAUGGAGAAGACCGGGCCUAGCAUACAUUUUUCGUUUUGAAUUUUUUUUUUUUCUUCUUUUGUUUACCUACUUGUGUCAGCACACUUUCUGAUAGUAUGUUUUGUCCUCAGAUCCGUUUUACUGGGCAUGGUUACCACAAGCCAAAGUUCCUUUCUCACAAGAAAUCAAAGAUCUCAUCCUCCCAAAAAUCUCAGAUCCCAAUUUUGUUAAAGAUUUAGAGGAAGAUCUCUAUGAACUUUUUAAGGUAAGCUAUCUAAAAUGGUUACUCCAAGCACCACAACCACUUCAGUGCUUUGAUGUGGCCAUGUUGUUUGGAGUCUCAAUGUACUGCAUUUCACUAUACUGAGAUGCAGAACUUGGCUGACAUCAGUUCUGUAUAUAGAUUGCGCCCUCAUCAGCACACACGGCAUGCUUGUGAUGGGCGACCAAUAGAGCGCAAAAGGUUUUUAUUAGUAAUGCUGCAGUGUUCGUUUAUUGUUCAUUGCCCACUGCGUCCAGUGGAUAAACACAAGAACACUUGAGUUUGCACUCAAAAUUGAAAUUAAUUGUAACAAAAAAUUAAUUUGUAAAAACUCAAUCAACUCUGCUAUAGUGACUGUAUGGAUAUGAAUUACAGCCAGUAGUAGGCGUAGAACACGCUUCCCCAAACUCCGGCCCUCCAGAUGUUGCUGAACUACAACUCCCAUGAUUCUAUGAAUGAAAUAGGCUGAGAAUCAUGGGAAUUGUAGUUCAGCAACAUCUGAAGGACCAGAGUUUGGGGAAGCCUGGUGUAGAAAAUGCACAAUGUGUAAAUAGUGCUGUCUCCUAUAAACUGCGCUUUUUUCAUUUGCAAGGCUGCAGGGGGAACAUCUGUGCCCGAAAUUACUUAAUUAUGGUGAAGUGAUUUUGGAGUUUAGACUGUCCCUUUAAUAACUACUGUUACAAAAUUUGUUCCUGAUCUGCAUAUUAUUUUGCUUUCAUCCAAAAGUUAACAUUUGCUUUUAAUAUUUUUUUUUUUCUGUUGGUGUUUUUUAAUUUUUUUUUUUUACAUUUUUUUAUAAUAUAUAUAUAUAUAUAUAUAUAUAUAUAUACAUACAUACAUACAUACAUACAUACAUACAUACAUACAAACACACUGCAUACUGUUUAAUUUUGAUUGUGUAUAUAGAUUUUUUCUUUUCUCCAUAGAAAGAUCCUGGGUUCGAUAGAGGACAAUUUCACAAACAGAUUGCAGUUAUGAGAGGACAGGUAAAUGUUAAUUAAUUUUGUAAUUCUGUUCACAGACUUGAAUUGAGCUUGAAGGUCAUUCCAAACGCAAUUCAAGAGAUGAGCAAAAGGUUUCAUUACAAAUUGCAAACUUCAAUAUAAAAAGGUACAGCUAACCGAUAAGUCUAGCUAUCCUUGUAACUCUUUAGAUAUCCCUGAACUUCAUGAUUCACUACAUACCAGUCUAUAGCAGGGCAUCAUGGGAUUUGUACUUAGCCAUCUGGAGUGUUACUUUCUGGUAAUCCUGACCUGAGCAGUAAUCGUGAUUUCUGUUAUGCCAUAAAGUGGUGCAGCUUGCCAGUGGCCUGGGGCUUGUGUGAUCGUAAGAAGGAAAAUGUUGCAGGAAUGAGUUAUUAUUAAAGGACCACUAUAGGCACCCAGACCACUUCAGCUUAAUGAAGUGGUCUGGGUGCCAGGUCCAUCUAGGUUUAACCCUGCCUGCUGUAAACAUAGCAGUUUCAGAGAAACUGCUAUGUUUACAUAUGGGUUAAUCCAGCCUCUAGUUGCUGUCUCAUUGACAGCCGCUAGAGGCGCUUUUGCGCUUCUCACUUUGAUUUUCACAGUGAGAAGAUGCCAGCGUCCGUAGGAAAGCAUUGAGAAUGCUUUCCUAUGGACUGAAUGCGCGCACGGCUGUUGCGCACAUGCGCGUUCAGCCGCUGACGACCGAAGGAGGAGGAGAGUUCCCAGCGCCGACGGAGCCCGGCGCUGGAGAAAGGUAAGUGUUUAACCCCUUCCUCCAACUUCAGCCCGGCGGGAGGGGGGCCAUGAGGGUGGGGGCACCUUCAGGGCACCAAAGUGCCAGGAAAACAAACUAGUAUAGUGGUCCUUUAACAUCCCUCCUAUAAUACAAUUUAAUGUAAUACACAUUUUACACUGCUACCAUGUCUAGUUACUUGGAUUGUGUUUGUAUUUGCAUGUGACGCUUAUUCCACCACACUAUAUCCAAGAGGCAAACCAGUAACAGAUUGCAUAGCAUGCUGGGACAUUAAAAGUAUAGCUAGAUUUGGAAGUGUGCAUGUAUGUGAAACUGUCAAACGGUGAAUUCCAGUGAAAUGAAAUCUAAAUUGCUGAACGUAGAAUGUCACUUAAGUUGGCAAACUCCAAACUCAAUUACAUAUAGAACAUAAAUAAGGGAAUACACGGGGAGCAGCAAAAUGGAUACUCUGACCUGGAGGAUGAGCAGCAAAUAUAGAGGAGGGAUGUUAUUCGGGGUGUGGCUGUAAGGCUCUUUGUUACUUUGUUGCUUUGCUGCUAUAUGGAAAGUUAGGCAAAAUAUUAACCUCUCCUGCUUUAAAGUUUGAUGAUUAGUGCACCAAACAUUAACUUGUACAAUAUUUAGAUUUAAAAUAAGUGUUUUGUUUGUCAUGACUUGUAAAAUCUUUCCUAUUAACCAUUGUACUGCAUGAACAAAGGUCAAACAAAUGUAAAUGUGUUUCUAAAGAGAACACUGCUCCAUAUAACCGAUCAAAAGCAUUCCUUUUAUUACUUCUCCGUUAGAAUUACAAUCUACACGGAUUACACACGACAUUAACUUUGACCCAGCCCUCUAGCCGCCAUCACUAUUUGGCUUGAGUCAAACUCAGAUCUUUUUACUCACCCAUUUUUUUUCCUGCUUCCAACACAUGAAAUUCAACAAGUGACUGUUCACUAGCUGCCUAAUAUAUCCCACCCUUUGACAGCUGCCAUUGUAACAAUACAAUCAAUGUUCUCCACUUCACCUGUUGGUUUUAAUAUUGUGACUGAUCAGUGUACACCCAACGAUUGAAGAAUAAAAAGUCAUCCAGAAGAUAAUAAUCCUAAUUUUAUUCAAUACUAUAUACAUAUACUAUGAUUUGUAGUGAAUAAAAUCCAUAGCAAAUUUUAGGAUAGUGGACUUGACUAUUGUCACUGCUUUUUUAUUUUAGCCUCAUUUUUGAUAACCUACAAUUCAGUUUAGUGAACCCUGAUAGUUUUGCAAUGUUUUGGAAUAAUGAGAGAUGUAUCAAAACAAAACAUGUAGUGCAGAUAAAAUAAACAAACUUAUUCCUGACAUUAUAGUGUUAACAUAGUUAUUAGGUAUCCUGCCCCCCAGGUGUAAAAAAAAAAAAAAUAGGGAGUUUAAACUCUCCUUUUCUGCCAUGCAGCGCCGGUCUCACUGCAACUGGCCCAAUUCCUUUCUCAGCCAGUUCAAUUCCUUUCCAUAGGACCUCCAUGCAGAGCGUAGAGACGUUGAACAUAGGUGCUGCACAUUGUGAAUCCGUGACACAGGAAGCACCUCUAGUGACCAUCUGAUUAACGGCAACUAUAGGUGUUCCUAGGCAGCAGUGUUUACAUUAAAAAGCCUGCAGGGACAUGACAUAGACACCAGAAACCGUACAUUACGCUGUAGUGGUUCUGGUAACUAGUGUCCCUUUAAGGAUCAGAAUUUGCUGUGCGGUGACAUCUAGUGGCUAAAUGUCCAACUGCACAUGCUUUCAUUGACAAUUUAUGCAGAAUAUUGCUUUAUGAAUACAUUUUUUUUUUUUAAAGUUAAUGUAUUCAGAUUUCAUUUCAUUUGCAAUUAAUUUCUCUACUCUUUAGAAUGCGGUUUCUUAUUUUUUAAAUUUUUUGUUAUGGAAUAUUAAUAUUACAAAAUACUGCUAUACUCUAUUAUUUUUCACCUUCAUCGCUUGCUAAAAAGACUCCUUCUGUGUAUAUUUGUUUAAUCAAUGAUCUUUCAUCUGUAUUCCAGAUCCUAAAUUUGGUUCAGGUACUUAAAGAUGGGAAGAGUCCUCUGCAACUUGUCCAAACCCCACCAGUUAUUGUAGAAACUGCUCGAUCACAUCAGAAGAGCAGCAGUGAAUCAUACACACAAAGCUUCCAAAGCAGAAAGCCUUUCUUCUCGUGGUGGUAG
Pelobates cultripes (western spadefoot toad) is the source of this 22999-nucleotide messenger RNA. Lineage: Eukaryota; Metazoa; Chordata; Amphibia; Anura; Pelobatidae. The record is from the annotation of a GenBank genome assembly.